This is a messenger RNA of Helianthus annuus (common sunflower), 2117 nucleotides long. Its product is annotated as ubiquitin carboxyl-terminal hydrolase 24. Gene Ontology annotation, molecular function: cysteine-type endopeptidase activity; cysteine-type deubiquitinase activity. NCBI's taxonomy places the organism in Eukaryota, Viridiplantae, Streptophyta, Magnoliopsida, Asterales, Asteraceae. Gene Ontology annotation, biological process: protein deubiquitination. The transcript is spliced from 7 exons. The record is from RefSeq and is a predicted model, not a curated record. The coding region runs from base 311 to 1888 and encodes 525 amino acids. Gene Ontology annotation, cellular component: nucleus; cytosol.
AUAAAAACCUUGAACACCACUGUCCUCCUCCUUCUUCCUAGGAAGGAAGGUUUGCCCCCUUUUUUCUCUUUCCAAUCGUUCAACGCCUAAAACUUUUGCUUGCAGGUAGAAAACAAACAAACAAAAACCCUAAUUCUCCAUCUUCUUCUUCUUCAUUCUCACAUAUCUUACAUUCAUAUGUCUUCUUCCAUUGCUCUUCUGCUCCAUCAUCAUCAUCUUCCUGCUUCUAGCUCCUCCUCUUCUUCCCUACAACGCCACCAUGCUUCAACUCUACACUUCUCCUUGAGCUUCCUAUCAGUAUCUUCUCAACAUGACUGACCACAACGUGUUCGUGUUUGGAUCAUUUACAGAGGAUGAGAUCAGAUCCAUGCAAAGUUCUCCCAAAGAGAAUGAUGUACCGUUUAUGUUCGGUUCUCUCGACGCUGCAACUCUUAGAUCCGUGGGCUUCUAUAACAGACCAACCAACACAGAAAUUACCAAAAAGCCCCAAACAAAAAAACAUGUAAAGAGAAGUAACAGUAACAGCGAUGAAAUUGUACAUAUAAACGGGAACUUGAACAACUUGAACACCCAUGAUUCAAGUUCUCUUCCCUAUAGCAACGGUAUACAAGAUAAUGAUGAAAAAGAUGCAGAACUACCCGUAUCAUUUGUACCCGGAAGUGUUGACCAGUCAAUUUCGCAGCAACAUGUCACAGAAUCUGUAGCUGUUUCAGCUGUAAAUCAAGGAAAUGAAGCUCUGGAUGUAAAUGGUACCGAAAACCAAAUUUUCGGUCCGUCAAUUGGUCCACAUAAGAUUUCACUCGAGUUACUACCUCGAGGUUUAGUCAACUCGGGAAAUUUGUGCUUUCUGAACGCAACUCUUCAGGCUCUUUUAGCCUGUUCUCCGUUCGUACAUCUUUUGCAGGAGCUAAGAAUGGGCAAUAUACCUGAGAUUGGGUACCCAACUUUACGCGCAUUUGUUGAGUUUGUAUCUGGAUUUGACAUGCCAUCUGGCUUGCAAUUAAAGAAAAAAGGUGACAUUCUUCUGGGAACCGGGAAGCCUUUGCGGCCCGUGAUGUUCGAAUCCGUUCUGAACAAUUUCUCCCCAGAUAUGCCAAAUAGCUUCGCGGGGAGAGCAAGGCAAGAAGAUGCGCAAGAGUUUCUAAGUUUUGUGAUGCAUCAAAUGCAUGAUGAAUUGCUUAAGCUUGAAGGAAAAGUUUCUGCUGUUAAUGGAGGCAAAGUUUCAUUGGUUUCAUCGGUGAGUGAUGACGAUGAUGAUGGUUGGGAGACGGUUGGCCCGAGGAACAAAACUGCAAUUACCAGAACGCAGAGUUUUAUUCCAUCAAAGUUAAGUGAGAUUUUUGGAGGCCAGCUCAGAAGUGAAGUCAAAGCAAAAGGUAACACACCCUCAGCGACUAUACAACCAUUUCUUCUACUCCACCUAAAUAUAUGUCCAGAUCCUGUCCGUACAAUAGAGGAUGCACUUCAUCUUUUUUCUGCGCCAGAAACACUUGAAGGAUACCGUGCAUCAUCUGCUGGAAAGGCUGAGCUGGUAAGUGCAAGCAAAUCAGUGAAGAUACUAGAGCUUCCCGAAAUUAUAAUACUGCACUUGAUGCGAUUUAGCUACGGAAGCCAAGGGAGCACCAAGUUAUUAAAACCCGUCUACUUCCCUCUCGAACUCAUUCUUAACCGUGGGCUGCUUGUUUCGCCAUCAACAGAGGGUCGUAAGUAUGCGCUUGUGGCAACGAUAACUCAUCACGGGAGGGAACCCUCAAAGGGUCACUACACUGCUGAUGUUUUGCACCCGAGCGGAAAAUGGCUGCGCUUUGACGAUGCAUCGGUUGACUCUAUUCCUACCAACAAAGUCCUUCAUGAUCAAGCUUAUGUUCUCUUCUACAAGCAGCAGUAGAUUUUACAGGUCUUCUUCUCCCAUUUUUAGCUCCAUUUCGGCUUUACAAGUUUAUGGUAACGUGUCAUUUAUAUCUGUUAUGUUACUUGAAAUACUUGUACCUCUUUUUGGUUGAUUUUGUUGGUUAUUUAGUAUUUUAGUGAGGCGUAUUUUCAACCCAUCUAGUUGUUGAUUAGUUAAUUUUGGUUCGGUCUCAAAUGAUCAAAUAUAUUAUGAGUUUUAAUUUGAA